AGCAUUUAAGCAUCAUUAUUGAGAAUUGAGAUAGCAGCAGGAGCAUCAAUAUGGGGGGGAAACACAACAAUCCCAUAGGAAGAAGAGAAAUUGUUGGAGAAGAUUGUCACUGUCCAUUACUACAAACCAAAACAGAUGACAAGGUUGUUGUUGAACUUCAACUUCAAAAUCAUGAUGGAUCCAAUUGUAAUAAUGGGUCAUCAGCAUCAUUUUCUGGGUCAGUCUUCAAUUUAUCAACAACAAUAAUUGGUGCUGGAAUCAUGUCCUUACCUGCAGCCAUGAAAGUGUUGGGACUAACCAUUGGUGUUGCUUCAAUCAUCUUCCUUGCUCUGCUUACACAUACUUCUUUGGAUAUUCUCAUGAGAUUCAGCAGAGUUUGUAAAGCUAAAAGUUAUGGAGAUGUCAUGGUGUAUGCUUUUGGAACUCAUGGAAGAUUGGUUCUUCAGACAUCUGUUCUUAUCAACAACUUUGGAAUCCUUGUUGUUUACAUCAUAAUAAUUGGUGAUGUACUUUCUGGAACAACUUCAACCGGAAUUCAUCAUUUUGGUGUACUGGAAGGAUGGUUUGGCGAGCACUGGUGGACAGGGCGUGCUUUUGUUCUUCUUGUAGCAACCCUUCUGGUAUUUACUCCAUUAGGAUUCUUUAAAAGGAUAGAUUCAUUAAGAUAUACUUCUGCUUUAGCAGUGGUUCUGGCAAUUGUUUUUCUUGUCAUAACUGCAGGAAUCACAUUGGUUAAAUUGUUUAAUGGAAGUAUAGAGAGUCCUAGGUUGCUUCCUAAUAUUACUGAUAUGACAUCUAUUUGGAAUCUCUUCACAGCAGUUCCAGUUCUUGUGACAGCAUUUGUUUGUCAUUACAACUUGCAUACAAUAGACAAUGAACUAGGAGACUCUUCACCAAUACAACCAGUUAUAUGUGCAUCCCUGGCUCUAUGUUCUACUAUAUAUAUCCUUACAGCUAUAUUUGGAUUCCUCCUAUUUGGUGAAUCAACUCUUGAUGAUGUACUAGCCAACUUUGAUACCGAUCUCGGCAUACCUUACAGCAAUUCGCUCAACGACGUCGUUCGUAUCAGCUACGCACUUCAUCUCAUGCUUGUUUUUCCGGUUAUCUUCUUUUCGCUUCGGUUCAAUUUGGAUGAUCUUGUGUUUCCAUCAGCCAGGUCAUUGGAAUUUGAUAAUUGUAGAUUUUCAUUGAUCACUACUGGACUCAUUUUUUUGCUCUAUGUGGCUGCAAAUUUUGUGCCUAGCAUUUGGGAUGUUUUUCAGUUCACUGGAGCAACUGCUACUGUUUGCCUUGGUUUUAUUUUCCCUGCUGCAAUUGCUCUAAGGGAUCCACAUAGUAUUGCAACUAAGAAGGACAAGGUUUUAUCCAUUGUAAUGAUUAUUCUGGCUGUUUUCUCAAAUGCUGUGGCUAUAUAUAGUAAUUCUGAUGCCUUGUUCAGAAGACACCAAUGAUUCACCAAAGAGCUGUAUGAUAUAGACAUUUAUAUUGCACAUGAAAUCUUCAUUUUUGUCAAAACACUUAUCAAGUGCUAAGAGUAUUCAUGAAUGAGAUUGGAUUCAUUUUGGAGAGAAAAAACAGUUUUAUCAGUCACUCA
Messenger RNA from Cicer arietinum (chickpea), 1594 nucleotides. Its product is annotated as amino acid transporter AVT6A-like. Gene Ontology annotation, cellular component: membrane. Gene Ontology annotation, biological process: amino acid transmembrane transport. Gene Ontology annotation, molecular function: L-amino acid transmembrane transporter activity. Lineage: Eukaryota; Viridiplantae; Streptophyta; Magnoliopsida; Fabales; Fabaceae. The record is from RefSeq and is a predicted model, not a curated record.